Molecule: messenger RNA, 2307 nt
Organism: Stylophora pistillata
Lineage: Eukaryota; Metazoa; Cnidaria; Anthozoa; Scleractinia; Pocilloporidae
Biological process (GO): protein phosphorylation
Molecular function (GO): protein kinase activity; ATP binding
Source: RefSeq, a predicted model, not a curated record
AUGGAACGUUACAGCAAAAUCAAACAAAUUGGUUCGGGAACAUUUGGUCAAGCAUGGUUGGUGGAAUCCACCGUGAGCCAAAGGAAGUAUGCACUGAAGGAAUUGGGCGUCUCCGAAAUGUCGGAGCAUGAUCGUCAUCUUGCAUUGAACGAAGCGAAGAUUUUGUCCAAGCUUAAGCAUAAGAAUAUUGUGCGUUACAAGGAAGCAUUCGUAGCUCUAGGAAAAUUGUGUAUCGCAAUGGAAUUUGCGGAAAAAGGAGAUCUCUACACUAGAAUCAGAGAUAGGAAUGGAAUGCAUUUCCCGGAAACACAAAUUCUUGAAUGGUUUACACAGCUUUGCUUCGCCCUCAAGUAUAUUCAUGGACAAAAUAUUCUCCACAGAGAUCUUAAGACACAAAAUAUCUUCCUUGGUAAAGAUGACGUCAUUAAGCUAGGAGAUUUCGGCAUUGCCCGGAUGUUGAACAGUACUCUGGAUCAUGCGCAGACCACAGUGGGGACACCGUAUUAUCUGUCACCAGAGAUCUGUCAAAAGAAACCACACUAUGGGCCACUUUUAGAGGACUUGGUUUCUGUUCUUCUUCAAAAGAACCCCGACGACAGGCCCUCUGCGAAGCAAUUGCUUUAUGUCCCCGCCAUGCAGCCGUACGUGAAGAAGUUCCUUCAGUGUGAGAGGGACAGAAUGAAUAGCGUUGCCUCGGACAUCACCGAAAUUACCUCAAGAUCAACGCACGAAUGUUCUCAGAUUUUAAGCCCAGGAAAAACAGAGAAAAAAUGUCUUAAAGUGAAUGUGGCUGAGGAAUCUUAUUCAUUACAUCAAGGCGAAGAAAUUCAAAUGAAGCAAAGUCAGGUAUUAAAACAACCUCAACAGAUCUCUUCUAGGAAACAAGGACUUUCCUCUGCUAGGACACUUAGACCGCGAGAAAAUGAGCCGGCCAGAGUCGACGCACCAAAGAAGCAGGAACUUCCAGAUACAAAUAACGCGUCCAAAAUGCAUCAGCCUCCAAGCGUCAACGGCAACACACCAAACGCGCGGGAAAAUGUCGUUACCAGACUCCCUGUUGACGCAAGGAAGUACAACCUGAUUAGACUAGCGCAUGCACUACAACGACGGCACUCCGAACAUAUUUUUACACCUUCAGAGCCCAGGAACAAAAUUUCCAAGGUUCGGAUUCAUUCCAGUGGAGCAUUAUUUGUAAACCAUUCUGCUCCAGAAGACGAUGUCUUUUCUGUUAGUGAAUCAACAACAGUUGCUGACCGAAAACCAGACCGAUGCAUUGGCACGAAACCGCGGGAUGUCAAAGAAAGAGGAUCGAGUAAGGCAGUUAAUUGUAGAAGCAGGGUUAAUUCUAUUACUCAAAAGAGGAAAACUGAGCCCGUAAUGGAAAUGGACCAGUCGAAAAGCGAUGAGGACAUGUGCAGAAAAAGGAGAAAUCAGUCCGCUGUAACUACUCAUGAUAGAAACCGCAGGCCGUUCAUGCAAAGGCAUCGCAGACUCACGACUAAUCUCGAAACUAACGAGGAAGAUAAAGAAAACAGAAGCUCAAUGUUUUCGAAUGCUCAAGUUAAAGCAAAGCGUUGUGCCUCAUCCGGGGCCUUGAGACAAAUUCAGUCCAGGAAUAUCGAAAGUCUACCCAUGAGCAAGGAAGCAAAAGAAAUAUUUGGACAGAAAAACGAAUCAAGUAAAAGUACGUACACAGUGUGCAAAGAAAGGAAACCUUCUGUGUUUGAAAUCCCGGAUAUCGAUGAGCGUCUGUUCUGUUAUAGUGCAAACACAAAGGAAAAGGACUUCAGUAAUCAGGACAACGAUGGAAACGAGGGCACAAUUUUAAAAUCUGAAAGACGCUUGAGUUCAGUUACAAACGAGCAAACUGACUUGAACGAUCGAAACUUUGAAACUGUGGUUCAAACGGUGCCUGAGGCAGUGACCAAUAAAACUGAAAGAGAUGAUUCAUUCUCGACGUCACAAUGGAAGUUCAAGCAUGGCGGCAAAACAUUACAUCUCGACAGCGUUUCCUCCAAUGAUUCGAUUUAUUCUCAUAUGGAGGCCUUGCGCGUGUACUUGGAAAAGGAACUAGGCACCAGGCUUCUGACUGCUGUUUAUCGUUAUCUUGUCCAUGUUUCUCUUGAAGACAAUGAAAUGGUUAGAAAAGGGGCUAUGGCAAUGCUUGGUGAAGAUAAAAUGACCUAUUUUCCCGUUUUACUCCAACUGGUUACUUGUGAAGCAAUCUAUUUCCGUGCAUCAUAGUAGUACUAAAUGAGCAGAAAUCAUACAUUUUUAUUGAGAUAUAUUCAAUGUUAUUAUGGUAAG